AUGAACUACGGCAGGCUCCGACCCUCCGACCCCGGCGGUUCCGACCGCCACGUGGACCCCGACUCCUCCAGCAGCCGCAACAGCACCCUCCGCCUUGUCCUCCUCGCCAUCCUCUCCCUCGCCCUCCUCCUCUCCGCCGCCGCCUCCGCUACCGUCCUCCUCCUCAAGCUCCGCCCGGGCGGCCGGUCCGGCCCAAACCUCACCCCCACGAGCGCCAUCUCCCGCACUUGCGGCCUGACACGGUACCCGGCCCUCUGCCUCGACGCGCUUGCGGCGUUCCCCGCCGCCAAGGCCGCGAGCGACCAGGACCUCGUCCACAUUUCCUUCAACGUCACGCUGCAGCGGUUCAGCAGGGCCCUCUACGUAUCGUCGACCAUAGGUCACCUCCCGAUGGAGCCGCGCGUGAGGUCGGCGUUCGACGACUGCCUCGAGCUCCUCGAUGACUCCGUCGACGCCCUCCGCCGCUCCCUCUACUACGUCAACCCCCGCGGUGCCAAGUCCUCGUCCGGGUCGGCUCAGGACGUGGUGACGUGGCUGAGCGCGGCGAUGACCAACCAGGACACGUGCACGGAGGGUCUCGCCGACGUGUCCGGGGGAGUGAAGGAGCUGAUGUCGGCGAGGCUGAGGGACCUGUCGGAGCUGGUGAGCAACUGCCUGGCUAUAUUCUCGGCGACGUCCGGCGAGGACUUCGACGGCGUGCCGAUACAGAACAGGAGGAGGAGGAGGUUGAUGGGAAACUCCGACGGGGACGAGAUGCCGUGGUGGCUGGGGAAGAAGGAGAGGAGGUUGCUGCAAAUGCCGGUGACGGCGAUACAGGCGGACGUGACGGUGUCGAAAGACGGGAACGGGACGUGCACGACGAUCUCGGAGGCCAUCAAGAAGGCGCCGGAAUACGGUACCCGCCGGUUCAUCAUUUACGUGCGAGCUGGGAGGUACGAGGAAGAUAAUCUGAAGGUCGGGAGGAAGAAGACGAACCUGAUGUUCGUAGGGGACGGGAAGGGCAAGACCGUCAUUUCCGGCAGCAAGAGCGUCUUCGACAACAUGACGACCUUCCACACCGCGUCCUUCGCUGCCUCGGGAGCCGGGUUCAUCGCUCGGGACAUCACGUUCGAGAACUCGGCCGGGCCCGCCAAGCACCAGGCCGUGGCCCUCCGGGUCGGAGCCGAUCACGCGGUGGUCUACAGGUGCAACAUCAUCGGGUACCAGGACACCCUCUACGUCCACUCGAACCGGCAGUUCUUCCGGGAGUGCGACGUGUACGGGACCGUGGACUUCAUCUUCGGGAACGCGGCCGUCGUGUUCCAGAACUGCAGCCUCUACGCCCGCCGGCCCAUGCCCAUGCAGAAGAACACCAUCACGGCCCAGAACCGCAAGGACCCCAACCAGAACACCGGCAUCUCGAUCCACGCGUGCCGGAUCCUGGCCGCGCCCGACCUCGUCGCCUCGAACGGGAGCUUCCUCUCGUACCUCGGCCGGCCGUGGAAGCUCUACUCGAGGACCGUGUACAUGAUGUCCUACAUCGGCAGCCACGUCCACCCGCGGGGCUGGCUCGAGUGGAACGCCACGUUCGCGCUCGACACGCUCUACUACGGCGAGUACAUGAACUACGGGCCUGGCGGGUCGGUCGGGCAGCGGGUCAACUGGACCGGGUACCGGGUCAUCACGUCCCCAGUGGAGGCCGGCAAAUUCACGGUCGGGCAGUUCAUAUUCGGAUCCUCCUGGUUGCCGUCCACCGGGGUGGCGUUCUUGGCCGGACUGACCGUCUAAAAAAAAAAAAAUUUUAAAAGCCAUUGUGGGUUCUCUCUUCCCUGUGAUGUGAUGGGUAUAGUUUUGAAAAUUUUCCUUUUUUCUUGGGUAUUUUUUGUAAGCUAUACUAAUAAGAAUUCUAUAACGUCGCUGCCCAUUUCUCGUUGCCAUGUUUAG
Messenger RNA from Rhodamnia argentea, 1923 nucleotides. Its product is annotated as probable pectinesterase/pectinesterase inhibitor 34. Gene Ontology annotation, molecular function: pectinesterase inhibitor activity; pectinesterase activity. The record is from RefSeq and is a predicted model, not a curated record. Lineage: Eukaryota; Viridiplantae; Streptophyta; Magnoliopsida; Myrtales; Myrtaceae. The coding region runs from base 1 to 1767 and encodes 588 amino acids. Gene Ontology annotation, biological process: cell wall modification. The transcript has 4 exons.